GGUGAACCGUGUAGACAAGUUUGGAUCUUUUUUCGCCGUGCAUGAAAAGAUCUCCCACUCUUUUCGGAUGUUCAUGGUCAACUGUUGUCUUUUUGCAGGCUAAGGGAAUCGCUGAGACGCUCAAGAACUUGCCUCUGCUCGGGCUCCGGCUCAAUAAGACUGACUCUUUCCGGUACCAAGCAAGAAAGGGAAGGUCCCAGAAAUCAAAGACCAUUCGUCCUCCUGCAAUAGACCAGGACCCCAAACAAGUCCAACUCAAAGAGAAGAUAAAAGCCGAACACGUUCCUGCUACAUUAAUCAGAAUUGGUUCGUGGCAGUUUGCUUCUGUACAUGAAGCGGAUUUGGUAGUAAAGUUCUACUUCGCAACAAGGAAAUUAGUCUGGGAAGUGCUCGAGAACGGUCUGAAGAACAAGAUGGAGAUACAGUGGUCGGACAUUUCCGCUAUACGAGCCAGUAUCGAAGAAAACAAGCCAGGGAUCCUCGAAAUAGAGUUACACCAGCCACCCACCUUCUACAAGGAGUCUGAUCUGCAGCCCCGGCAUCACUCGAAUUGGAUCUCGGCAGAUGAUUUCACUGGCGGCCAAGCUCUUAUGUACCGGAGGCACUAUCUUGAAUUUCCUUCAGCAGCCCUCGACAAGGGCUACGUCAAGCUGCUGAAUACUGACCGCCGGUUGCUUAAGUUGAGCCAGAGCCGCUUUCCAAGCGGUGUGAAAAACGCAUUCUACACGUCGCAACACUUUAAUUGCGAUGAAUAUCCUCCAAGAUCAGCAAUGGCAAUGCCACAUGCGCAUCAGGUCCACCUUCGGAAUGCAUAUCCGCCGGCAUUGACCCCCCAGCGGAGACAAUCAUGUGAAGCAGUGAUGGAGCAAGCCCGUCAAUGGAACAAUUCUACUCCGCCGAUGUCAGUAUUGGAUUCUCAACUUCUCGAAAACCACAGAUUGGAGAAUUCACAAAUGAAUCCAUGGGAUCAGAUAUCUAACAACUCUCAGCUCGAAGACCUUCCACCUCUACACCCUGCAGCCACAACUGCAGCCACAGCCGUGGCCAGGGCCGGUCCAGCCCUCUAUCUUGGAGAAGAUUUGUACUCACCCUAUGCUGGAGAAGCAGGGGUCCACACCCUGCAAACUCCUGCAAUCAUGAGGAAUCCACAACGGCAGUUAUUCUUCGAUCCAAUCAGCUCGCAUGACCCGAGGCUUCUCCCUGCAGUUCAUGGCAUGUUCCCAUCACGCUUAGGUUUGCCAAGUGCAAUAGGUUCUGCAAGCAAUGCCAAUGCAAUGGGUGCCAGACAGGAACAUGAUGGAUAUGUGAACAGCGGUGGUCAAUUCAUCUUCUGUCCCUUGGAGGAGAACACCUCUUUCACAUCACCAACGAGUAUGCCGAGUGCAGUAAAUUCUGCAAGCUAUGGCGUUGCAAUGGGUGUCAGACAGGAACAUGAUGGAUAUGCGAACAGCAGCGGGCAAUUCAUCAUGUGUCCCUCGGAGCAGAGUGGCACUUUCCCAUCGUUGAUAGGUUCGCCGAGUGCAGUAGGUUCUGCAAACACUGGCAAUGCAAUGGAUGGAUGUGCUACCACUAACAGGCAACUCAUCUUCGGUCCCUUGGAGCAGAACGUCACUUUCCCAUCAUCAAUAGCUUCGUAUGCAGUAGGUUCUGCAAGCCACGGCGAUGCAAUGGGUGUCGGACAGGAACAUAACGCAUAUGCUAGCUCUAACGACCAAUUCAACUUCGGUCCCUCUGUAUCUGAACAACAAAUUUAUGAGCAUCUCGCUCCUUUGAUGCACCAUCAAGCUUAUGGGCGAAAACCGCAGGACGGCUCACCUUGGAAAUGAUGUUCUGUGUUCAAACUCUGAUUCGAGAUUUUCAAGGAAUGAAAACUUGGGUUGAGCUGAGGAAUUCAUCAAUAGGACGUCCCAGUUUUGCAAAGUUGAGAUUAGGAUGAGUUGAAGGUGUCGGUGGCUUCUGUUCUCUUUUCUGUUCUUUAUUUUAGGCAAAGUAGGGUGUUCUUCGUUUCUCUUCCA
Messenger RNA from Eucalyptus grandis, 2015 nucleotides. RefSeq lists its product as uncharacterized. The record is from RefSeq and is a predicted model, not a curated record. NCBI's taxonomy places the organism in Eukaryota, Viridiplantae, Streptophyta, Magnoliopsida, Myrtales, Myrtaceae. The transcript has 5 exons. Bases 42 to 1826 code for a protein of 594 amino acids.